Thlaspi arvense is the source of this 1292-nucleotide messenger RNA. NCBI's taxonomy places the organism in Eukaryota, Viridiplantae, Streptophyta, Magnoliopsida, Brassicales, Brassicaceae. The record is from the annotation of a GenBank genome assembly.
CACCUAAAUAUCGAAAUUGAAAAAUCAUAUCGUAGAUCUUCUUCAUCUCUCCGUCCUCUGCGUCGUCUUCUUCUUCUCGACGCCGAAAGAGAGAGAGAGAGAGAGAGAGAAAACAACGAGCGACGAAGAAGAUUCUAAUCUCUUCGCGUUGUUUAGCUCUUGAGAGAGGGAAUUAGCGAAGAGUGAUGCGAUCUUCUUCAGGCGGUGUCUGAUUCGUUUUUUCGAGCUGGUUGGGAGGACAUAUAGACUUAGAGAUGAUGGGUUUCGCGAUUUCGGAUGAAUUUCUGGGUACAUUCGUGCCGAUUCUGGUGUAUUGGUUGUAUUCGGGGAUGUACAUUUGCUUAGGAUCUUUGGAGAGAUAUAGAUUGCAUUCGAAGAUAGACGAGGAUGAGAAGAAUCUCGUUACCAAAUCUGCCGUGGUCAAGGGCGUCCUUCUUCAGCAGACUCUACAGGCCAUUAUCUCGGUUAUUCUCUUCAAGAUAACAGGAAGUGAUGCAGAUGCUGAUACGACGCAGAAAUUCUCCCUUCUCCUUCUGACUAGGCAAUUCAUCAUCGCCAUGCUCGUAAUUGACACUUGGCAAUACUUCAUUCACCGCUAUAUGCACCUGAACAAGUUCUUAUACAAGCACAUCCACUCUCAACAUCAUCGCCUUAUCGUGCCUUACGCAUAUGGAGCUCUAUACAACCAUCCGUUAGAAGGUCUUCUCUUGGACACCAUUGGUGGUGCUUUGUCUUUCCUCUUCUCUGGAAUGUCCCCAAGAACCGCCAUUUUCUUCUUCUCCUUCGCUACCAUCAAGACAGUAGAUGAUCACUGUGGGCUAUGGCUCCCGGGAAAUCCAUUUCACAUCUUCUUCAGUAAUAACUCUGCUUACCAUGACGUUCACCACCAACUCUAUGGAAGCAAAUACAAUUUCUCGCAGCCAUUCUUUGUCAUGUGGGAUAGGAUUCUCGGUACUUACUUGCCUUACUCACUUGAGAAGAGAGCCACUGGAGGAUUUGAAACACGGCCAAUCAAAGUAUCCAAAGACGAGUAACUCUUUUCUUUCUUUUCUUUUGGGAAGAAUCACUGCUAAGUUCCUUUAUCAUUUGCUCGCUAGAGAACCACUGUAACCUCUGUGUACUUGUUGUAACUGUACAUACAAUUCCAAUUUCUACAUUUUCGAAUCUGCGGGCAUAUCUUUCCGUGUAAGCUAGCAGUAAAUUCAUUUUGUAAUAGCCAAACCUUCAGUUCUUCUCUGUCGUUAUGAUCUGCUUGUAUUUUCAGAUUUCAAGACCUGUGACUCUCUCAUUCA